ACUUGGUUCCACCUGAGAGGAAACAUGGCGAAAAGAUCAGAUUUUGCGCAGAAGCUUUUAGAUGAUCUCCGGGUGCGGAAGGAACGAAUGUCUGCAUCUCAAAGCUCAAAAAGUUCAAAGCCAACAACAGCAGAUGCAUAUUCUUAUUCCAAGCAAGCUUAUAGAGGAUCAAGAGAAAUGAAAACGCAUCAAACUACUGCUUUAAUAAACGGAAGUACAUGCCAUAAGUCUACAGGAGGCAAUAGGUCAUUCUCCAUUGGAGAAGCUUCAAAACAGAUUGUUCCUUUUGGGAGAGGUAGAAGCUCAGAACAAAUUGGAGAUCUUUCCAUGGCACUGGCUUUUGCUCUUGAGAAUGGAGGAAAACUCAGAAGAAUGGAUUCGUCUGGCAAUAGUUCUGUGCUGGGUUUCCUGAAUCAGAUUGGCAGAAGAUCAGUGGACAUGGCCAAGAUAGAAAGAAGCAGCAUUGAUAGGCACAGCUCAGCAACUAGCCGCUUCCCUACCCUUUCUCAUCUCCAUAUCAAAGAAAUAUCUAAAGGGGCACAAAAAUUAAAUCAGAUCCUGAAAGCCUGUUCUAAUGGUGUUAACUUUGAUAGAUAUUCAAUAGAAAUUGGUAGGGAACUAUUGAAGGGAGCCAUGGAUUUAGAAGAGUCCCUUCGGAUGCUAGUAAACCUGCAAGAAGCUUCAGAGUACAUGAUCAGCCCACAAAGCAAAACUCGGAUCACGUUGCUUGAUGAUGAUGAAGAUGGCAAUGAUAUCAUUGUCAAAACAGAUGAGAAUAAGCAACUUGCUCGGCCAAUCUUCUCCUUUGACAAGCCUUCAAGGAAUUCUCAUUACAUCCACGAAGCUGCAAGAACUGAUCUCAAGCAAAGGCUAAUGGCCCUGACUUACAAAUCAGAAACUACAAACUUUGGCCAUGAUAAUCACACUUUACGCACCUUAAAUUCUCAGAGGCGAUCAGCUAGCCACAACCCCAAUGUUAAAAAUCUAAUGGCAUUCUCAGAGCAUAAAAAGCAUUCAAGUCCAUCAAUAUUGAAACCAGAAAAUGGGAGAAUUCCAAAUGUAAUUGCAAAAUUAAUGGGGUUGGAGGAACUUCCAGAAAAUGAUGAUUCAAAGUAUAUCACAAAGAAAGAGUCCAGUUCCAAGGGAAAAACUGAGCGGAUAGUUGCAAAGAAAACUGCAGAGGUUACCCAUGAACGGAAGACAAAAGAUGCUGGGACUUUGGGGUCAGAUAUCAGAAAACAUAAACAGAUGCAACCCAACCAAAUUCAAUUGACCCAGGACACAACACAUAGCUUGCAUGCAGAAAGGAAUCUAGCAAGUCAACAUGCUAGCUUUGAAGGGACUUCUCAUCAUGGAAAAUUACUGCAGAAGGAUGUGGAAGGGAUAAAACCAAUGAGAAGCUCAAACAAGGUCAACAUGAAAAUAGGCAAGCAUCAGAGCAACAUUGACCAACCAAGCCAAAGAAUAGGAAGUCGCAAGGAUAUUCAGGAGAAAGAGAGGAAACAGGAUAAUCCAAAGCUGAGAGAACAGAAAGGCAAAGAAAAAGGUGAAACUAAGGAACUAAAGCAACAGCUACAGCAGAUGACACAUCAGACACUAAAUGGAUCUGAAGCUGCAAUUGUGCUGCAAGGGCAAGCAGAAUGCAAUUUGACCAUGCUUAAAACAGAAAUGAGAGAUGCACAUAUGCUGCUAUCCAACAAUCAAGCAAAGUCUGCCAACAAUCUUGCAUUCCAACAGCAGCAAAUGCUCCAAAAUUUUGAGUCAUUGGACAUAAAGCAUCACGCAGUAGAUAAUGAGCAUCAGAACAUUAAACAGAAGAUACAAGUGAGAAGGCAAAUAAGAAGUGAAUCCAGGAGCUUGCCAAAAAAGUAUCCACACACAAGCCAAGCAAUAACUAAUAAUGGAAGCUCCACAGAAUCAACUGGCACAAUGCAAUCCAUGGGAUUUCCAAAUAGGUGGCACCAUGGAGAUCUUGUCCAAGACAAAAAUUCUCCUAAUUUCAAUGUUACCAUGCAAGAUUCAAUGGACAAGAACUCAAAUCAAAAUAUGUCUCCAAGAAAUCUGAACUCUGAAGUAAUGAAAGAAAAAAAUAUAACCACCAUUCCACCAGUAAUGGAAGAGAAACCUGUUCAUCUAACAGCUGUGCAGAAAGUAAAAGUUACAAAAGUUCAAAAAGCUAUGGCUCCUCGAAAGAUUGAUGAACUACCGACAAGAAGAAGUGGAAAUCCUCACAACUUGGCAAGCCCACUGAAACAUCAGACUUCCAUGUUGCAAGAAGUGAAGCAGAAAAGGCAUAACAGACUUGGUCAAUCCAAGGAAGAAGAGCGAGUCAGAUCCAACAGGUCCAAAGAAGCAGAGGCAGGCAUUAAAAAAUCCAACAAAUCAGUAUCAAGCACACGACAACCAAACAUGGUGGAAGAACUACAAAGUCAACCUGAACAAGCUUCCAACUUGUGCAUUCCUCCUACAGAUGAUAAAUGCCAAAGCCUAAAAGGACCAGAAAUCCUAGCUCCAAAUGAAAAUUCAUCUUCGGUGAUAAAUGAUCAACAAGGUUAUGACCCUGAUUUUGGCAUAGGCAAACACAAAUCUCAUAGCAUUGUAUUGGAUCCACUUAAUCGAACUCAUGAAGGCAAGAUAGUUAUAAGUUACCCCCAACAAUUGGAGAAUCAAAAAGUAUCUGAAUUGGAAACUCUAGAGCCGCUAACAGAAAGUGAAAAUCACCUCAAGCAUAUCCUGAUAAAAAGUCAACUAUUUCUUAAUACAGCAGAAGCACUUUUCAAACUCAAUAUUCCUCCUGACAUUCUUCAUGCUGGUGGUCAUGAUUGUCAUGAUGAAGAGAGCAAGCUCAUAUUAGACUGUGGCUAUGAAGUAAUGAAAAGAAAAGGGAAAAGGCAAGAGCUCGAUGUUCAUCCUUUCAUGAGGAUUUCUAUCACUUCUCUUAAGAUAAGAUCCUUGUAUGACUUGAUUAAGCAGUUGCAUAAAGAUUUUGAGAAGUUAAAAUAUAAAGCGGAAUGCAUUAUUGAAGAUUACCUCCCCAAAAUGCUCGAGCUUGAUGUCUACAACAGGGAUCUAGAUGUGAAUUGUAUGUGGGACUUCGGCUGGCAUGAGAUGAUGUUCACAUUUCUCGAAAAAGAUGAUGUUAUAAGGGAUGUGGAGAGGCAUGUGCUCAAUGCACUCCUUGAUGAGGUUACCAGAGAUCUUGUGCUAUUAUUUUGGUUACAUUGAAGAAUAUAAUACUAUGCAAUAUAUAUAUAUAUAUAUAUAUAUAUAUAUAUAUAUAUAUAUAUAAAGUUGGCUUUACAUUCUGUUGCACAUCUAAACAAGAAUUUUUUUCAUCCAAGGUAACUUGAAUUUUACUGUUUAUUUUUUGCUAAACUGUAAUGCUUAUUGUAGAUUUUCUAUAAGUGAAGUUCAAUCAGCUGAUUGUCCAAA
This is a messenger RNA of Hevea brasiliensis (rubber tree), 3432 nucleotides long. RefSeq lists its product as uncharacterized. The transcript has 5 exons. Bases 25 to 3225 code for a protein of 1066 amino acids. The record is from RefSeq and is a predicted model, not a curated record. NCBI's taxonomy places the organism in Eukaryota, Viridiplantae, Streptophyta, Magnoliopsida, Malpighiales, Euphorbiaceae.